GAGUGAUGAAUUAUCUGAUUCAUCUGAGUCUGAGAAUACCAAUAACAUAGAAAAAUCAGAUAUUGAUAAAUCUAGUGAUACACCUAGCUCAGAAAUUACAUCAGAAACUACCACCCAAAUGAAUUUGAGAAUCAAGGCGAAUGCAAAGGAAAAGGCACCUAAUGUACAAAAAAAAACUAUAAAUACAAACCUUUAA
This is a messenger RNA of Racocetra fulgida, 196 nucleotides long. The record is from the annotation of a GenBank genome assembly. Lineage: Eukaryota; Fungi; Glomeromycota; Glomeromycetes; Diversisporales; Gigasporaceae.